UAAAUUUAACACAAUCCAGAAAGAAAUUGUUCGUGGCAGGUGACCAAAGUGAAAAGUAAACCCAGAAUUAGAAAAUUUUCAAGCCAGCAAGAAGUGUUUAUAGUAAAACGAAAAUGUACUUAUUUAAAUUACUAUUAAUUUGCGUUUUGUGCCACUCGUGUAUAGCAAAGGAAGAAGAUGUUUUAGAAUUUGGAGACGGUGAUUUUGACUCUAGAAUCGCAGAACAUGAAACGGCCCUUGUGAUGUUUUACGCACCAUGGUGUGGACACUGCAAGAGAUUGAAGCCUGAAUACGCCAAAGCCGCUGAAGAUUUAAUCAGAAAUGACCCCCCUGUGGCUUUAGUUAAGGUAGAUUGUACUGAAGCUGGUAAAGAAACUUGUAACAAGAACAGCGUUAGUGGGUAUCCCACACUAAAGAUUUUCAAGAAUGGUAAAUUCUCUCAAGACUAUAAUGGUCCAAGAGAAGCAGGAGGCAUCGUGAAAUAUAUGAAAUCACAAGUAGGCCCAAGCUCUAAAGAAUUGAAAACAGUCCAGUGUCUCGAAAAAUUUUUGACCACAGAAAAAGAAAGUGCCGUUGUUGGUUUCUUUGAGAAGGAAUCGGAAUUGAAAGCUGCUUUUUUGAAAUUAGCGGAUAAAUUGAGGGAGAAAAUUCGUUUUGCUCACACUACUUUCAAGGAGCUAUUGGACAAACAGGGAAUCAAAGAUGGUGUUGUACUUUUUCGUGCUGCUCAUCUACAAAACAAAUUUGAAGACGGUACUGUUAAAUACGAUGGUAAACCCAACACUGCAGAUCUAAACGAUUUCAUUACUGACAUCUUCCAUGGACUUGUGGGACAUCGCAAACCAGACAACAAGGAUGAUUUUAAAACUCCUUUGGUUGUUGCUUAUUAUGCCGUCGACUAUGUCAAGAACCCUAAAGGCACCAACUACUGGCGCAAUAGAAUUUUGAAGAUUGCUAAAGAAUUCAAAGGCAAAGCAACUUUUGCCAUUAGUGCGAAAGAUGAUUUCCAGCAUGAACUCAAUGAGUACGGCUUAGACUACGUCAAAGGGGACAAACCAGUUGUGGUUGCACGAGAUGCCAAAAAUCAAAAAUUCAUCCUAAAGGACGAGUUCUCAAUUGAAGCCUUGGAAGUCUUCGUUAAUGAUGUUUUGGAAGGUAACUUGGAGCCUUACCUAAAAUCUGAACCUAUUCCAGAAAGUCAAAAUGAACCCGUUAAAGUUGCCGUUGCAAAGAACUUCGACGAAUUGGUUGUGAAUAAUGAAAAGGAUACACUUAUCGAGUUUUAUGCUCCUUGGUGUGGCCAUUGUAAAAAAUUGGCACCAGCCUAUGAUGAACUAGCAGAGAAACUAAAAGAUGAGGAUGUAGUUAUUGUAAAGAUGGAUGCAACGGCAAAUGAUGUACCUGCUCCAUUUGAAGUACGUGGCUUCCCUACUCUAUACUGGGCAUCUAAAGAUGCAAAGGAUGCUCCAGUUCGUUAUGAGGGAGGACGAGAAGUUGACGAUUUUAUCAAGUAUAUCGCCAAACAGGCCACAAAUGAAUUGAAAGGUUAUGACAGAAAAGGUAACCCUAAAUCCGAAAAGACUGAACUCUAAUUAUUUACUAAACUAUUAUAUUUAUAAUAUUUUUUUAAUAUUUCCACAUAAUUUUAUAAAACAUUUCAUCUAGA
Anoplophora glabripennis (Asian longhorned beetle) is the source of this 1666-nucleotide messenger RNA. Its product is annotated as protein disulfide-isomerase A3. Gene Ontology annotation, biological process: protein folding; response to endoplasmic reticulum stress. The transcript is spliced from 9 exons. Gene Ontology annotation, cellular component: endoplasmic reticulum. The coding region runs from base 114 to 1592 and encodes 492 amino acids. Gene Ontology annotation, molecular function: protein disulfide isomerase activity. The record is from RefSeq and is a predicted model, not a curated record. Lineage: Eukaryota; Metazoa; Arthropoda; Insecta; Coleoptera; Cerambycidae.